Molecule: messenger RNA, 2330 nt
Organism: Gordionus sp. m RMFG-2023
Lineage: Eukaryota; Metazoa; Nematomorpha; Gordioida; Chordodea; Parachordodidae
Exons: 16
Coding region: 121-2199 (692 amino acids)
Cellular component (GO): precatalytic spliceosome
Molecular function (GO): zinc ion binding; double-stranded RNA binding; single-stranded RNA binding
Source: RefSeq, a predicted model, not a curated record
GUAAAAUAAUAAAAACGUAUGAUUUGUUGAAUUCGAUAUUUCUAAAUUGAACUGGAAUCGAAAAUAUUUGCAGCACCUUUUCAUGAAUUGCAUGUUAAAGCUGACAAAGAACUACAAAAAAUGGAUGUAAUUGAGAAAUUACGAGGCAAAACAUUCGAUCUGGAAGAGGAGAAAGAGAAAAAACAUACAAUUUUAACCCAACUAGUCAAGGAAAGUUAUGACAAUAUGGGUUUAGGACUGCCCUCAGAUUUUAUAUCUAAAAGACAGCAAAAACAAAGGGUAAAUGAACAGAGGCAGAAACCAAAAAAUGUUGUAAGAAUUCAAAAAUAUUAUGGUGACUCAUACGAUGGACGUCGUUAUGGAGAAGACGAGGAAAGGGAGUUCGUGAGCGUCGAUAAUAGGAGGAAAGUUUCUUCGAAUAUUAUUCCGGAAUUGGUGAAAGACCUAGGCAAGAAUGAAUUUUAUUGCCAAUUAUGUGACGUAAGAAUGAAUGGCACGCAAAGUUUUGAAGCACAUACCAAAGGAACGAAGCACUUUAAAAAAAUGAAAAGGACGAAAGAAAACAAUUUAGCAAUGGCACAACUACCAUGUCUAAAUUUUCCAACGCUUCCAGAAAAAUCUGGUUCCAACCAAAAUACCACUAAGUCUUUGGUUAAUUUCCCCCCACUAGAACAAAAGAAAAUUGCCGAACAGCCAAACAUGGAAACUAAGUUGAGCCUAAUUGAACAGCCUUUGAUUGGCUUGCAAUUUGUAGUGGAAUACUAUUAUGAGGGAGACAUAACAAGUGGGCCCAAAUACUUUUGUGAGUUGUGUGACAAAAAGUGUGACAUGCGAACACUCGAAUUUCAUAUUAUCGGAUACAAUCACCGAUGGUCAUAUAUAAAAUUGAAAUACACUUAUUAUGCUGACGAAAUCCGAGAGUAUGGAGCAAGAAAGCAAGAUAGAACGGAAGCCAUUGAAGAAUAUUCAACUAGAAUCGAGUUAGAAGAAAACUGUUCUAGAAAAAUAAAAAAAUCAAUGAUGGUCCCCACAAAAAAGUUCUUGACUGUCGAAGAUGCAAUGAAUUGUUCGGGCAUGGUUCAGCCUAACAAAUCUGCGGAAAAGAUGAAGAUUCAAACGUUAAGUUCUAGCAAUAAUACGUUAGACAAAGAAAAGAACGAUGGUCCUAGUCAGCAAUUAGAUUUGGUCAACCAUUUCUUAACCAAAGUAUCCAAGGAUAGAACUGUAGAUGUAAAAUUCCAUCAUCACACUCAUAAUUAUGGGGAUAUCGACAAUUCUCGUAUUCUGUCUCCCAUCAAAUCCAAAAAAAAAUCACGCAACUCUCGCUCAAAUGUUGCUCAGUCAUGGCAAGUUGAAAUAGCAAAUAGGCAUAUAUUACCUCAAUUGCCUUCAAUUAAAUUACCCUCUAUUAUUCAACCCAUACCUUCGAUUUUGGUGGAAGAAGCAGUGGAUCAACAAGAAUUAAGAGAGUAUAUACAAUAUAAACGGUUGAAGAGGAAAUUUGAUACAUUAGCUGGACCAUCCGGAAGCAUUCCUCCUCCUCGUGAUUAUUAUACAACACCUAAUCAUAAUAUCAAUCUGAAUAGAAAUGAUACAUACCAUCGUAAUUAUAAUAAUGAUCAGCCAAACGAAUCUUAUAACAAUUGCAAGAAUAUCAAUAACAUGAAUCAAACAAAUGCCGUGAUGGAGCAAUUUCUUUCUAAAUUUGCCCCCUCUCGUAUUGAAAGCAACAGUCGUAGUGAGAAUUUGGCAACUCACGACUUUAUUUACGAUCCAAGACCGAAUUUGAAUUCACUACCAUCAAAUGAAUGUUCCAUUCCUGCACAUAGCAGAGCUUAUCCUCCGCCUCCUUUGCAAAUGAUCUCUAAUCCAUAUUACACUACCAAUAAUCGAUUCAUGAGGGGCGUGAUGAACAACCUCGUGGAAUCAGCCACCCAAAAAAAUACGAACACACAAUUAGCAACACCCUCCGGCCUAAAUCGCAAUAUCAAUGCAAACCAAUAUCUAAGAACAGGCCCAGAAGUAUGUGAUUCAAAAUGGUAUAGUUUAAAAGGAAGUAUGCCAACUCCUGAAUAUAUAGGGGCACUCCGUAGUAACACAUAUUCCUCAUUUGUUAAUUCAAGAGAAAGGAUCAAUCAAAAGAUCGAUGACUAUAUCAAAACCUUAAUUAAAAAAGGCGGAGCAUCAAGACGGCAAUAAUUUUUUCUUUGGAAAUUUGUUUAAAAAAAUGAAUUUAAGUUGAUAGCAAAAAUUGUUGAAUUUAUUAAAUGUUUAUAUUCUCAAAAAUUUUUCCAUGAUUUUUUGUGCGAGAUAUUAUCCUUUAUAAACUU